AUCUCCUCGCUCGCUCGCUCGCUCGGCGACCUCCGCCGAUCCGCUCGCCCUCCCCCGCCGUCGCCAUGGACGAAGCCAAGGUUGUGGAGGCCAAGGAUGGAACCAUCGCGGUUGCUUCUGCAUUUCCUGGUCAUCAGGAAGCUGUACAGGACAGGGAUCACAAGUUCCUAUCAAAAGCUGUUGAAGAAGCUUACCGAGGAGUGGACUGUGGCCAUGGAGGUCCAUUUGGUGCAGUGGUUGUCUGCAAUGACGAAGUGAUAGUUAGUUGCCAUAACAUGGUUCUAAAUUACACUGAUCCAACUGCGCACGCUGAAGUAACUGCAAUAAGAGAGGCUUGCAAAAAGCUUGGGAAACUUGAGCUCUCCGAUUGCGAAAUGUAUGCGUCCUGCGAACCUUGCCCCAUGUGCUUUGGUGCUGUUCAUCUAUCCCGGAUCAAGAGGCUGGUGUAUGGGGCCAAGGCAGAAGCUGCUAUUGCCAUUGGAUUCGAUGACUUCAUUGCUGAUGCUCUCAGAGGAACUGGGUUCUACCAGAAGGCCAACAUGGAGAUAAAGCGCGCAGAUGGCAAUGGAGCUCUGCUUGCUGAACAAGUCUUCGAGAACACUAAGGAGAAAUUUCGAAUGUACUAAUGUGUAGUUUAAUUGAGAAGACUUUGAUUUCAAAGCCCUUGAUGUUCAUAACAAAUAAUGUAACUUCAACAUUAUGUCAUUGGUGAUGGGCCGCAAACUAUAAUUUGAAUAUAAUACAUUGAUCCUCAUUGUGCUUCAA
Molecule: messenger RNA, 765 nt
Organism: Lolium rigidum
Lineage: Eukaryota; Viridiplantae; Streptophyta; Magnoliopsida; Poales; Poaceae
Product: guanosine deaminase
Exons: 5
Coding region: 66-626 (186 amino acids)
Biological process (GO): purine nucleoside catabolic process
Molecular function (GO): zinc ion binding; guanosine deaminase activity
Source: RefSeq, a predicted model, not a curated record